Anopheles coustani is the source of this 4447-nucleotide messenger RNA. It is a transcript of the gene Keap1, whose product is annotated as kelch-like ECH-associated protein 1B. Gene Ontology annotation, molecular function: protein binding. Bases 374 to 3382 code for a protein of 1002 amino acids. The transcript is spliced from 4 exons. Lineage: Eukaryota; Metazoa; Arthropoda; Insecta; Diptera; Culicidae. The record is from RefSeq and is a predicted model, not a curated record.
UCCUGCUACGGAAUGAUAUGAAUGAUAGCAGGAGUUAGUUCGUGUGGAAAGAAAGCAACAUAUCAUCGAGAAGUGAUGGUGGAUAGGUGAGGCGGCGGGGGUGACCGGAAUCGUUAGUGGCAUACAGUAGUGCUCUUGGUGGUGAUAUUGCACAUUGAAAUAGGUCGGACAUCGAAUCUGCUGCUCGCUGCGUGUACUGUUCCGAAUCGGACGAGGUGGUACGAGAGGACCGUGUGUUUUGUGUGUCGCGAAACGUCGUCGUAUACGCGCCCGGACACAUUGCAAGAGCCCAGUAUCCCCGUCCAAGGAAGAUUGCAAACAGCCGAGGAUUUAGCCGGUACCUACAGAUUGGAAGCCGUAUCGGACGUCUGGGAUGGAAGCGUCGGCCGCUGGCUAUGCCGAUUGUUUCGGCAGCGGCGGACCGAACCUGAUCGGCGUGGGCGGUGUGCCUCCGGCCGUAAUGCACUUGACGACCGGCAGCAACUCCUGUGACGGUGGAGCGAAUGCAUGCAGCAAUGGCACGGCGCAGUGCAACGGUGGGGGCACGGGCCCAAAGGAGGACCUGGGCGAUAUGACCUUCUACAUGCCGAACUUUGCGCGCGAGGUACUGAAGAUGAUGUUCAUGAUGCGCUCGCACCACAUGCUGACGGACGUGACGCUCGAGGUGGAGCAGGAGACGUUUCACGCGCACAAGGUCGUCCUGUCGGCGGCCAGCCCCUACUUUAAGGCCAUGUUCACCGGUGGACUGAAGGAGUGUGAGAUGGAGCGGGUGAAGCUGCAGGGCGUUUGCCCGACCGCGAUGGCGCGCAUCCUGUUCUUCAUGUACACCGGCCAGAUCCGCGUGACGGAGCUGACCGUGUGCCAGCUGCUGCCGGCGGCCACCAUGUUUCAGGUGCCGAAUGUGAUAGACGCGUGCUGUGACUUCCUGGAGCGCCAGCUCGACCCAACCAACGCCAUCGGGAUCGCCAACUUCGCCGAGCAGCAUGGCUGCGAGACGCUGCGCCAAAAGGCGAACCAGUUUAUCGAACGUAAUUUUACACAAAUUUGCCGCGAGGAGGAAUUCCUGCAACUAUCUGUGAUGCAACUGAUAUGUCUGAUCCGCAAGGAUGAACUGAACGUGCAAGGCGAGCGGGACGUGUACGAUGCGGUACUGAAGUGGGUCAAGUACGACGAAGACAACCGGUAUCCGAAGAUGGAGAGCAUCCUGUCGGCCGUUCGCUGCCAGCUGCUGACGCCCAACUUCCUCAAGGAGCAGAUGAAGAACUGUGAGGUGCUCCGACGGGCGCCCGGAUGUCGGGAGUAUCUGGCGAAGAUCUUUCAGGAUCUGACGCUCCACAAGCGACCGGCGGUCCGUGAGCGUAAGCCCAACACGACAAGGAUGAUCUUCGUUGCCGGUGGCUACUACAAACAUUCCCUCGACAUGCUCGAAGGCUACAACGUGGAUGACAAGGUGUGGCUAACACUGCCCAAGCUGACCGUACCGCGGUCCGGGCUGGGAGCGGCCUUUCUGAAGGGCACGUUCUACGCCGUUGGAGGUCGAAAUAACUCACCCGGCUCGUCGUACGAUUCCGACUGGGUCGAUCGGUACAAUCCGGUAACGGAAACGUGGCGUCCGUGUUCGCCGAUGUCGGUGCCACGGAAUCGGGUCGGUGUGGCUGUCAUGGACGAACUGCUGUACGCGGUUGGUGGUUCGUCGGGUUCGGACUAUCACAACACGGUCGAGUAUUACGAUCCAGAAACGGACCGCUGGACGCUAGUGCAACCUAUGCAAUCCAAACGGCUUGGUGUUGGCGUGGCCGUCGUCAACCGGCUACUGUACGCGAUCGGUGGUUUUGAUGGCAAAACACGCCUCGCUUCGGUCGAGUGCUACCAUCCGGAGAACAACGCCUGGACGCUGGUACCGCCGAUGCACUACGGGCGCAGUGGUGCCGGUGUGGCCGCCCUGCACCAGUACAUUUACGUGGUGGGCGGUUUCGACGGUACGCGCCAGCUCGCCUCGGUCGAGCGGUACGACACGGAGCAGCAGUGCUGGGACAUGGUGGCCCCGGUACGCAUCGCCCGCAGUGCUCUCUCACUGACCGUCCUCGAUGGGCGACUGUACGCGAUCGGGGGCUACGAUGGGCAAGACUUUCUCACCAUCGUCGAGGUGUACGAUCCGACGCGGGACGUCUGGGACGAGGGUACACCGCUAACGUCUGGCCGGAGUGGGCACGCGUCCGCCGUCAUCUACACACCCUCGUGCAUUUCCAGCUACAUGGAAGGGCUAUACCUUGGCGAGGAAAAGCGCAACGAUGUCAGCGGCACACAACCACCCCCGCCAGCACCCCCAGGAGGAGGGUCUUCGUGUUUGUCCUCCUCGUCGUCGUCAUCGUCGCGGUCAUUGGGGAACAAUGCGGGAGGUGGUGGAGCGCAGGGAGGCGGUGCAAGUAGAGCUGCGGGUAGUGGAGAAGGUUCGUGCGCACACGAGGAUGGUGGGGAACAGCGAUGCGUAGAUACCGGACGGCAUGGAAUGUUAACGAACGAAGGUGAUGAAGUAGAAGCAGAAGAAGAUGAAAAUGACGAACAGUUUGCCAUGGACACCGAUUCUAGUCAAGAGGAAUGUGAUAAGGACACGGGAGACGAUGGAGGAGAACGCUUGCCUUCGGAAGGCACUCCAUCUUCAUCUUCUUCUCCCCCUCCGCCACCCGCUGGUUGCCCCUCGCUGGAACCGUCUCUCUUUCCACCGACCACCCCACUGUUGCCACAGUUCGCCGCAGCCCAGACUGACUCAAACAUGUCACAGUUCCGGCUUCCGCGACGAUCGCUUCUCGUGCAUCCUUGCCGACGGACGAAAAGGUGCGGUGGUAAAAUCGGUGGCCUUAGGCGUACCGGUUCCGAAGGCAACAAGUACACGCUCACCCUAGCCACCGCACAGGAGUCGUCGGAGAAAAAAUCUCCACCACCGGAGGACAGCGGGGCAACGUCGAGCUUUUGUGGGAAAAGUAAACGGAAAGCGUCACUUAGCGGCACGGCUGGGGACGAUCAUUGUCCGCUGGUGCGGCUUAAGAAGCGUAUCACGUGCUUUGUCUCAGCCAUCGUUUCCCCACACUGCACCUCCCCGAGCGCCGCACUGCCCGCUCCAACGUUAACCGGAGAUCGAUCAACCAGCAACGAGGGUGUCCUUCCUACCACGCCCGCAAUAGUUCUUUCCAGUUCCGAGGAGCUUCGGGCCGUCGCUGAUCGACGUGCGUCGCUUCCACAGGGACCACCAUCCUCCUCCUCAUCACCAUCAUCGUUGGUGGCCAACAAAACCGCUAGCGCAAACGGUGCUGAUGGAGUUAGUGGUAGUUCCUCACCGCUCUUGUUCGAUCACCAGCGAUCAUCCCCGAGCGCCAAAUUAUGACACACCAUGCCGCCAUCCCAAUGUUGAACGCCACUCUCGUAGCAAGCAGGGCACUUCCCUUAUAGUUAGGAAAGUGCACAGUGAACCAAAACCGUGCAAACACAAGAAUAUUAAGGAAAAUUAGCUGUCGAUCUAGCAUGAAUCUGAAAGCGAAUCGAAACUUCCCCCCGCCUCCGACAUGAAUGAAUGCAAACGAACGCAUCUCGAUUAGAAAUCGUAACCGACGAUGACACUUUGACUCCCUCCGAUGGAUCGCACGUGCAACGACAUUCCUUCGAAGCAAUCGAUUGAGUUAAGUUGGCCAAUCUUUACCUAAUCUUUUUGUGCGUUUCAUUCUGCCAACCAAAUUCCCAAACGCGUUACGCUAAGCGGUGGUACCGUUUUUAGCUAGCUGUUAUUCCAAUAGAGAUCCUAAGAAAACGAAGAGUUGCAUGUGCGCUUACCAUCUUCUUUACCCUUCCCCCCCAACCCCAGCCAACCCACCCAUGCGCCUUCCCUGAGAACGCAACGGAACAAAAACAGAUACCAAUAGAAUGACCAGAGCUAAAGAUGAGGCCUGCAGCCGUUGGAGCUUUCCACUGAUUAGUCUACUUACGUGCAAGUCCAAAAGUGUAGAAUAGUAGUUUAAAAGCAGGUUACGAAACGAUCGAAAAUCACAAAACAAUCAGUAGAAACCGUUGUAGAAGCUUGAACAAAUAAUGGAAGUUGUAGAGAAUAACUGCCCGCGAUCGAUGUGUGUAUCGGUUUGUCUUAUACCAUGUAUAAGACCGAUAGGCGUACGAUGCAAACCGGAACGGAUUUUAUUUGGUCUUCUUCAGGGUACCGCAUAGAGAUAGAAAAAAAAAUAAUAAGAAAACCAAGCAUACCACAUGGUACGAAGCCUUUUCUGCUCUUCCGCCUUCUUCUUCCUUUCGGCAAAGGCGUGUGUCCUUUUCCCUUCUACCCGCCAGCAAACGCAACGUAACAGUUGUCCCUCCCUAGGGGGAGGGAUUUUGUUUUUAGAAGAAUUUCCGUUAGGUUUUUACUAUUAUUAUUUUUAAUAAUAAAACUGAAGUGUAACAUUUA